Molecule: messenger RNA, 2308 nt
Organism: Pocillopora verrucosa
Lineage: Eukaryota; Metazoa; Cnidaria; Anthozoa; Scleractinia; Pocilloporidae
Source: RefSeq, a predicted model, not a curated record
UGAUCACGUAGGCUGAUAGAUGAGUUUUCGCAGAACUUUUUGAUUGAUUCAUAUAGGGCAAUUCAAUUAUUUGGACUUGUGCAUCUUAAGACAGAACAGUACGCAAACUGAGCAAGACAACUUCUUUAGGGUUGGAUCAUUUGUCAGGAGCGAAAUUUGUAUCCAGCAUCGAGUGUUUAACAUCUCUCCUCACAGGAUAUUUUUGAAAAUACAACUCAAAGACUUUCUGGGCGAUUACAAAGUGCAGGAUGAUUAUGGUCCAGAUAUGUUUCCUCGUGGUUCUCGUAUUAUUUAACCUUACAAGCUCCAGUUCUCAAGAAAAUAUCACUGAUAGUGAACGAUUCAGCAAAGCAAAUGCAACCGCUUGCGAGGAAGGAAGGUACGUGUUGAACAAAUGCGAAGAACGCUGUGAAUGCCGGGAUGGCAAGCUUAUGAACUGUUAUCGCGUUAGGAAGGAAUUCACUAAAAUGGACAUUAACUCAAGACGCCGCUUUCUUCGCACAUACAAAAUGGCUUCUAAUCAUGCUCUCUUCCGACGUAGCUUUGAAAAAGUCGUCGCUUAUCAUACAAAUACCUCCCACCAACUUCUUCACCAAACUCCAUUCAUCUUCCUUCCGUGGCAUAGAUGGUGGCUGGUCACAUUUGAAAACCUUCUCCGUAGAAUAGAUUGCCAGGUGACUAUUCCCUACUGGGACUGGAGCCAAGUUGCUUGUCACUGGUGGAGAGAGUCUGGUGACGAAGACAUCUGGAACCCAGGGGAUCAUGGACUGGGUGGAGAUGGGAACCCAUUCGCUAACUUCUGCGUUGAAACUGGGCCUUUUAGUAAGGAUAGAUGGCAACUGCUGAGAUCCGUAGGGGGAGGGUGUUUGAAAAGAGUUUUCUCCUACGAAUGCUUGACCGGUAGCACGCAUCACGUGAAGAGAACUUUAGCUCAGCCAGUAGAAGAGUUCUUCAAAUUUGAGGAAACAAUACGCUAUGUUUAUCAUUAUGAAAUUCACGAGUUCAUCGGUGGAACGAUGCUCGAGUCGACGACAUCUGCCAACGCCCCUGAAGUAGUUUUACAUCAUUCGUUUCUGGACAAGCUCUGGCUUCAAUGGCAGAAGAAAGGCAAAGACUAUAAAUAUGUUUACUUCUCGAAAAGUCGCCGCAAACUUCCUCAAUCAGAGUAUUACGCCUGGCAGUGGUUGGACUCCAACAAUCUUCCAGAUCAAGUCAAAGUUCUGUACGAAGAUUGGUGACACGGCACAGAGUGCUCCAGCAUUCUCCUACAUGCUCGAAAAGCAUAAGUACUUAUUGACCGAGAGGGUCAGACGGAAAAAUAUGCGGCUCGAGGUCAUAACCUACGGACCGAAAUCCGUGCGUCAUGACCGAGAGCCAAAUAUUUUCCCGUCUCGCCCGAUCAAUCUGAGUCAAUAAGCAUUUUAUCAUAUGACCAAUAUGAGCUGAAAAUUUCUUAACUUUAUUUCAACCCAAAGCAGGGCUUUCCUUUUUUUUUUCUUCGAGUCAGACCGGCUCACGUCAACCCACCCGACCCCACACAAGUUACCAUUCAUUAUGGUUUCCAUGGCAUUGCGCGUGCGGGCCAUACGGUCAUGUGAUAGGAACUUUCAUCUGACAGGUAAUGAAAUGAAGGCAAAAAAAUGGUUACAAAGAUACCAAGCAGAAGUACAAUUUACAUUAAAAAGACGGAUUUUUCUACGGCCGCAUUCGCUAGCGGGUCACCAUUGCGGAUCUAUUUUCCUUUUAAAUCUUUACAUUCUUAAAUUAGCCUGCACAUUCUCCAAACCAUUCUCCAUAUAUUUCAUAUAAAACUGAUAAGGAGAAUAUAUUUAGCAAUCAAGAGCUUCAUAAGUCUGCAAUCGUAUUCUCUAUUAUUUUGACCUUAAUGUUUGAUUCAGUUGUGAUACUGUAGGGAGAAAUUAGCUGCUAAUCACUAACAAGGGUUAAAGGGUUGACAUAUGAUGGGGGGAUAGGUCUCUUCCUUGAAUUGAAGUAAGUAAAGGUUACCGACAGAUUCUAUGUUACAGGGGUUGACUAUCGGACUGGAAAAAUAUGAAGAUCUAAGGUUCGAUUCGUAAGAGAUGUCCCAAGUUCGAGACAAGUCAUAAACUUGUUUCUGCAUCGGAUAGCGAGGCUCAAAACUUGCCAUCUCUAUUAAUCCAUUCUAAUUUACUUGGAUUGGCAAAGGUGUAUCGUUAUCAAGUAUCUGACUGGUUCCACUACCGAGUGACUGACUGACCGACAGACCAACUUACCAACCGAUACCUCGCUUACCCACUCGCUUAGCCACUCGCUUUAAAUGUGGAUU